CUAACCACAAAACUUUAUCCAAUUCCAAUCCACGAAGGAACCAUCCAAACAAAAUCUAAACCAAAUAGCUGUCAGAUAUCCUCCCUCUUGCAAUCUCACACGGUUUGUUCCCUUUGGAGAAAGUCCUGAAAGAUACAUCUCUGGUCAUGAGUUGCUUGUUCUCCAAUUUAAGUAGACCGGUUCUUUGUUCAUUCCAAGCACAUCCUGAUUAACGAGUUUCAGCAUCUCUAGCUCUUUCUUAGAACAUCAACUUUUAGCCAUGUUGAGUCCCAAGAGGCUUGUUGAGAAGGCAAAGAAGGGGCUGCCCUUGAUGAGAGCAAAUAGUCGGUCGAGUUCUUGCGAUUUCAACAACAUAGUGGUUGCUGACAAAGGCCAUUUUGUGGUGUACAGUAUGGAUGAUGCAAGAUUCGUAGUGCCAUUGUCGUUCCUCAAAAGCUGUAUCUUUCAGGAGCUCCUCAAGGUUUCAGCUGAGGAGUUCGGAUUACCCGGAGAGGGGCCAAUCACCUUGGCCUGCAGUGGAGUUUUCAUGGAGUACGUAGUCUCCUUGCUCAAGAGAAGCGUGUCCAGAGAUGUGGAGAUGGCUUUGCUUGCCUCCAUCGAUAAUGGUAGCCGGUGCUCGGAUUCAUCGUUGGUUGGCCUUGGUUGUGACCAACAACGAAUAGCAGUAUGACGAUGCUGAAUAGUUUGUUAAAUAGGAAUCACAAUGUACUAUGUAGAGAGGCUUAACCGUAAAGAGGAACCGUUGUGUGUUUUUCGUACCUCUUGUUCAGGGAAGCAUUUGAUGUAGAGGUAUUGCCCCUAAAAACGUUUCCAAAUAUUAAGAUCCGUGUGAGCCAUAUAAUGUCUUGAAUUGUUCCGUUCCUUGUC
Molecule: messenger RNA, 867 nt
Organism: Zingiber officinale
Lineage: Eukaryota; Viridiplantae; Streptophyta; Magnoliopsida; Zingiberales; Zingiberaceae
Product: auxin-responsive protein SAUR64-like
Exons: 1
Coding region: 260-670 (136 amino acids)
Biological process (GO): response to auxin
Source: RefSeq, a predicted model, not a curated record